This is a messenger RNA of [Candida] anglica, 1608 nucleotides long. The record is from the annotation of a GenBank genome assembly. NCBI's taxonomy places the organism in Eukaryota, Fungi, Ascomycota, Pichiomycetes, Serinales, Debaryomycetaceae.
AUGGCUGGUGUCAAGAGAAAGAACAGUAGUUCUGUAACACCUUCUAAGAAGAAGACUAGUUCCGGGAAAAAUGCCUUGUUGACCGAAAAGCAAAUCAAUGAGCUUGCAGAACAAGUGCUGAACAAACAAUACAAUGCCCUUGUAGAGCUCUUGGGCCAAUAUAGUCACAUCAAAGCGGUCCUUUUAAAGUCUGAAAACGACAAGGUGGAGGCCCAGGGCCGUCUCCUCACGGUGGUGCUAUUCAAGUGCUUCCAAAAGCUUUUUUCCGACAACUUAUUGGUGGUGAAGAAGUCUUAUGACGACAAAAAGACAUUGGCCAUCAAAUGGCUUGUAGAGAAGUAUGACGCCUACAAGACUGUUCUCCUUGAAUUCUUGGGAACCGAGCUCCAUUAUGAUACCUCUCUCCAACUUGAUAUGCUUGAUAUCUACUUGAAUUUGAUCAAAUUGGAAACUGAACACAUGAGUGCUGACAAGCAAUAUUUCCCCACUGCCACUUACAAGAGAUUAGUGGAAUCUCUAUUACUUUCCCAAGGGUCUGAUUUCAUUGUGUUGCAAUUUGAAGAAACGUUUAAAACUUGUUGGGAUCUUCAAUUCUAUUUUUUCAAUGGGUUAAGUGAAACUUUACUUGAAUGGAAAGAAUCCAAGGACUCCACCACACUCCAACGGGUGUUCCAGAACUUCCAAGCCUUGGCCUUGACCAGCAAGCUCUUGUUUGACCCAGAAACCCAGGCCGAACAACCCACUUGGUCCGUCAAAGACGGACUUCUCCCCUCUGUAGCAUACAAACCAUCGCAUUUCAAGUCACAAUUCCAAAAGGCCAUCGUGGCAAUCUUAUCGUAUCCCAUGUUGACUGGUCAAUACAAGGCUAUCCUUCUUAUCUUGCACAAGAGAAUCAUCCCUUACAUGGCCCAACCACAGAACUUGAUGGAUUUCUUGACCGACUCCUACAACGUCACCGACGACGAUGUGGUGCCUAUUCUUGCCUUGAACUCGUUGUACGAGCUUAUGAAGCGUUAUAACUUGGAAUAUCCGGAUUUUUAUUCCAAAUUGUAUUCCUUAUUGACCUCUCAAUUGUUGUAUACGCGGUACCGGUCCAGAUUCUUCAGACUUUGUGACUUGUUCCUCACCUCAACACAUUUGUCCUCCAAUUUGGUGGCCUCCUUUAUCAAGAGACUUGCCAGACUUUCUCUUAGAUCUAGUGCUUCUGGUGCUGUCAUUGUGAUCCCAUUUGUAUACAACUUGAUGAAGAGACACCCUGCCUGUAUGGUGAUGUUGCACAGACCAGAUGUUUCUGCCAACGAAUACUCCGACCCAUUCCUCGCCGAUGAACAAGACCCUUUGAAAACAGGGGCCAUCAACUCUUCGUUAUGGGAACUUGAAACUCUCAUGAGUCAUUACCAUCCAAACAUCGCCACUUUGGCCAAGAUUUUCGGCGAACCUUUCCGUAAGCACAGCUAUAACAUGGAAGAUUUCCUUGAUUGGAGUUACAUCACCUUGUUGGACAGUGAAAAGACCAGAAGAUACCGUGCCCCAGCAGCCCUUGAAUUCCAAGAAUGGGAUGGACUCAUGGCCGGUGAAAACUCUUACAUGGAAGGUUGGACUUUUUAG